ACAGCCCAACUCCAUAAAAAUCAGCCCAAACCCAACCAAAACCCACUAAAACACAAAACCCAAAACCCAAGCUCAAAUACCAAACCCAUUUAUCCCAAACAAACCCAAAAACAAAAACAAAAAAAAGAAAAAAAAAACCAUUUGAUCAGAUUAAAAAAAAAAAAAAAGUUAAAUCUUUGCUCUCCAGAACCUUCUUCUUCCCCCCACACCCUGGCCUUCUCCCUCACACCCGAAUAGGGAUGUCAACGGGGCCUCGCGGGGUCGGAGAGUCCGUCCCCGUCCUCGUCCCCGUCCCCGUCCCCGUCCCCGUCCCCAUCCCGACGGAAAAAAUUUCUCACAAAUUUUCACAGGAGAAAAUACUCCUCGUCCCAUGGCGGGAUCCCCACGGCCCCGCGGGUAUCGGGCAAAUUGCCAUCCCUACACCCGAACCAGUACCCUCUGCGCCCAGAUUCCCUGCUGCUGCACCUCUGCACCGGCCUUGCACUCCUGCACCCAGCCUUGCACUCCCGCGUCCAGCCGUGCACUCGUGCGCCCAGCCGUGCACUCCUGCGCCCAGCCCAGAUCCUCUGCUACCGCAAACCAGCCUUGCUCCUGCACCUGCCCUGCUCCGUGCCCCUUUGCUCCUGCACCAGUCUGGCUCUGCACCAACCCUGCUCUCUGCACCAGAUCCCCUUGCUCUGCACCAGAUCUCCUGCGCUCUGCACCAGAUCCCCUUGCUCUGCACUAGAUCUCCUGCACUCAUGCACUCCAGUGCCUCCUGCUCUACGCCCCUGCCUCCUGCACGCUGCACCUACUCCCCUGCAUCGAGCCCACGCCCCUGCUGCUGCACCUUGCUGCGCCUCUUGCACUCUGCGCCCAAUCCCACGCCCCUGCCUCCUGCACACUACAGCCAUACAGAAAAAACAGCCAAUACCAGACAAAAUUGGCAUCAUUAGUGAUUGCUUUUUCAUUUUUAUUUUAUUUUGUUGUUUGGGUAUAUAUAUAGGGCAAAAGCAGAGUAAAGUCGGGGGGCUCGGUGGUUGAUUUUUGGAGUUGAUUUGGGGAGUCUAUCUGGUUCUUGAGAGCACUAGAAGGAGAUUUCGAAGAAGGGAGGGCUGGUUUUCUUUGGGGAGGUUGGUUGUGGAGAGCACCGCCUCCGUCGCUGGUAUCGAAGGGCUGGUUCGAGAGUGAUGAUCUGGGAGAGUGCAACAGCAGCUUAAGGAGAAGGAAACAUUUUUUGGGUUUGCUUAGAUAAUUCCCUAAACAGAGGAAUUUUUGGGAAGGAUGGUGAGGAAGACGAAUGGAGCUUGAUCCCGUGGGUGGGAUCCCUCCUUCCAAUCCAGAUCUGUCUUCUCCCAGAAAAUUUUCGCCUUGUUUGUUGCAAUUUUUCUUAGAUUUCGAUGUAUUACGACUGUAUUUGAUGAUGAUAAUGUGAAUGAACAAAAAAUCAAACAUGUUCUGAUUGAAUGUCAUGGAUUUAAGUUGGGAUGAAUGUUUAUUUGUUUUCUUUUUCUCUGUGUUGAUGAAUGGUUAGAAUAGGAACCGUAAAUUUUCAUUUGUUUU
This is a messenger RNA of Rubroshorea leprosula, 1542 nucleotides long. The record is from the annotation of a GenBank genome assembly. Lineage: Eukaryota; Viridiplantae; Streptophyta; Magnoliopsida; Malvales; Dipterocarpaceae.